AUUUAAGAUUGGAUUGUCUUUCUUAGACAGUGCUCAUCAAUCUCAGGGUUCUGUAUUUUUUUUUAUUUAAAUUUUCUUAUUCUUAAUUAAACUUGUCCGAAUAUCCUCGAUCGAUCGUAUGCAUGGAGAUCGGAAGUAGCUUCCGAAGAACUGCUUCGGCCUGGAGGAACAAUGGGAUCGAGCUGUUCUCGGGCUCGUCGAGGGACGAGGAUGACGAGGAGGCCCUAAAGUGGGCUGCCCUUGAGCGGCUCCCGACUUUUGACCGCCUAAGAAAAGGCAUCCUUGUGGGAUCGCGAGGCGCCGCCGAUGAGGUCGACGUGCAAGACCUCGGCUUGCACGACCGGACCAAGCUGCUCGAGAGGCUUGUGAGGGUUGCGCAAGACGAUAAUGAGAAGUUUUUGUUGAAGCUCAAAAAUCGAAUUGAUAGAGUCGGGAUAGAAUUACCAACGAUAGAGGUUCGGUUCGAGCAUCUAAAAGUCGAAACAGAAGCUUAUGUGGGGAGUCGGGCUCUGCCUUCUUUUGUGAACUUCUUCACCAAUAUUUUGGAGGGAUUGUCAAAUUAUUUUCAUAUUCUUCCAAGUAGAAAGAAGCCGGUAACGAUCCUCAACGAUGUCAGUGGAAUCAUAAAGCCAGGCCGCAUGACGCUUCUUUUAGGCCCCCCGAGCUCAGGGAAGACAACGUUUUUGCUGGCAUUGGCCGGGAUGAUUGAUCCCGAGCUCAAGGUUUCAGGAAAUGUUACGUACAACGGACAUGGAAUGAAGGAGUUCAUACCACAAAGAACUGCAGCAUACAUCAGCCAGAACGAUGUCCACAUCGGAGAAAUGACUGUCCGAGAAACACUCGCAUUCUCCGCCAGAUGUCAGGGCGUCGGCAGCAGCCACGAUAUGCUGUUGGAGUUGGCCAGACGGGAAAAGGCGGCCAACAUUAAGCCCGACGCCGAUGUCGAUAUUUACAUGAAAGCAGCGUUUACAAAAGGCCAAGAGGCGAGCAUAACGACAGACUACGUGCUUAAGAUAUUGGGAUUGGACAUCUGCGCCGACACUUUGGUCGGCGACGAGAUGGUCCGAGGGAUCUCCGGAGGGCAGCGCAAACGCGUUACGACAGGGGAGAUGUUGGUCGGACCGGCGAAGGCGCUUUUCAUGGACGAAAUAUCGACAGGGCUCGACAGUUCGACGACGUUCCAAGUGGUGAACUCCAUCCGGCAGUCGAACCAUAUCCUCAAAGCGACGGUGCUCGUUUCGCUACUUCAGCCAGAACCCGAGACUUUCGAGCUAUUCGAUGACCUAAUUAUGAUAUCCGAAGGAAAAAUAGUCUACCAGGGUGCGCGCGAGCAUGUGCUCGAGUUUUUCCUGAACAUGGGAUUCAAAUGCCCCGAAAGAAAAGGCGUGGCCGACUUCUUGCAAGAAGUAACCUCGAGGAAAGACCAGCAGCAGUAUUGGGCUGAUCGCGACAAGCCGUAUAGGUACAUUUCAGUCGAACAAUUCGUGGAGGCGUUCAGGUCAUUCCACGUUGGGAGGAGACUAAUGACGGAGCUAUCCACCCCAUUCGACCGGACAAAAAGCCAUCCGGCCGCUCUUACAACUAAGGAAUACGGUGUCUCGACAAAGGAGCUCUUGAAAGCUUGCGCGUCGCGAGAAAUCUUGCUUAUGAAGCGAAACUCGUUCCUCUACACCUUUAAGCUCGUACAGCUUGCUAUUAUGGCUGUCAUAGCUAUGACAGUCUUUCUACGCGUAAAGAUGCACCGUGACACUUUGACGGAUGGCCGGAUAUACUUAGGCGCUCUGUUCUAUGCUGUCACGACUGUCACAUUCAACGGCAUGGCUGAAAUAGCGAUGAUAGUCCAGAAGCUUCCGGUCUUUUACAAGCAACGGAACUUUCAUUUUUUCCCCGCUUGGGUUUACGCUAUUCCUACGUGGUUAGCAAGUAUCCCGGUUAGCGUAGUUGAGAUUGGAGUCUUUACGAUACUCACUUAUUACGAGAUUGGAUUCGAUCCAAACUUCGGAAGAUUCGUGAAGUAUUAUUUGGUGCUCUUGAUUCAAAUCCAAGCAAUGUCUUCGUUGUUUCGAUUUAUCGGGGCAACGGGUAGGAACAUGAUUGUGGCGAACACAUACGGGUUCUUUAUACUUCUCCUUGUGUUCGCGUUGAGCGGGUUUGUUCUAUCGCGAGAUAAUGUGAAGAAGUGGUGGAUAUGGGGCUAUUACAUCUCGCCGAUGAUGUAUUCUUCGAAUGCCAUCGGCGUGAACGAGUUUAGAGGGCAUAGUUGGAGACGUGUUUUGCCAAACUCAAACGUCUCGAUUGGAGUCGAGAUCUUGAAGCUUCAAGGAUACUUCGCGGGCUCGCAGUGGUAUUGGAUCGGAAUAGGAGUCUCGCUCGGGAUGAUGCUUCUAUUCAACGUCUUAUGCGCUGUUGCCUUGACAUACUUGAAUCCUCUUGGAAAGCCUCAAGCCGUGCUUCAAGAAGACCGAACAAACGAAAAUAUUUCUGUUACUGAAAAUGACGGGAGGGACGAGAGAAGGGGGAAAAGGGAUGUAGUACUUCCAUUUGAACCACACUCCAUAACCUUCGACGAGGUUUUGUACUCGGUCGACAUGCCACAGGAAAUGAGAAAUCAAGGUGCUACUGAGGAUAAACUGGUGUUGUUGAAGGGUGUAAGCGGGGCUUUCCGGCCGGGAGUUCUUACCGCUCUAAUGGGAGUUAGCGGGGCGGGUAAAACUACGCUUAUGGAUGUUUUGGCGGGUCGAAAAACGGGUGGAUAUAUCGAUGGGAACAUCAUGAUCUCGGGAUAUCCGAAGAAGCAAGAAACUUUUGCUCGAAUUUCCGGAUACUGCGAGCAAAACGACAUUCAUUCGCCUUGUGUGACAGUGUACGAAUCCUUGGUUUUCUCGGCUUGGUUACGUUUGUCGCCGGAAAUAAAUUCAGACACACGGAAGGCAUUUGUCGAGAAUGUGAUGGAGCUCGUCGAAUUGAAUGCGGUAAGAGACGGACUAGUCGGGCUGCCAGGGGUUAACGGUCUUUCGACAGAGCAACGGAAGAGGCUAACCAUAGCGGUCGAGCUAGUGGCGAAUCCGUCUAUAAUAUUUAUGGAUGAACCGACUUCGGGUUUGGACGCUAGAGCUGCGGCGAUUGUAAUGAGGACGGUGAGGAACACGGUGGACACCGGACGGACAGUCGUGUGCACCAUCCAUCAGCCUAGUAUCGACAUCUUCGAAUCUUUCGACGAGCUAUUUUUGAUGAAGCGAGGCGGACAAGAGAUAUACGUAGGGCCUCUCGGCCGACUUUCUUGCAAUCUCAUACAAUACUUCGAGGGUUUCGAAGGCGUUGCGAAAAUUAGGGAUGGCUACAAUCCGGCGACAUGGAUGUUGGAGGUAACGUCUUCGGCUCAAGAGAUGAUUUCGGGUAUCGACUUCAAUGAACUAUACAAGAACUCGGAACUUUACAGGCGAAACAAAGCGCUCAUUAGCGAGCUUAGCAUUCCACGGCCGGGUUCGAAAGACCUUCAUUUUGAUACACAGUAUUCUCAGCCUUUUGCCAUCCAAUGCAUUGCUUGCUUAUGGAAGCAAUAUUGGUCGUAUUGGCGCAAUCCUCUUUACUCGGCUGUAAGAAUUUUGUACACGGCAUUCCUCGCCCUCAUGUUCGGAUCUAUGUUUUGGGACUUAGGCUCGAAAAGGAAUACUCAACAAAGCAUUUUCAAUGCCAUGGGUUCGAUGUACGCUUCCGUGUUCUUUCUUGGCGUGCAAAUUGCUUCAUCGGUGCAGCCGGUGGUCUCUGUUGAACGGACAGUGUUUUAUCGCGAACGAGCAGCCGGGCUAUACUCCGCUCUACCGUAUGCAUUCGGACAGGCGAUGAUCGAGGUUCCUUACGCAUUCGCUCAAGCGACCAUAUACGGAACGAUCGUGUAUGCUAUGAUAGGAUUCGAAUGGACCGCGGAAAAAUACUUUUGGUAUAUAUUCUUCAUGUUCUUCACUCUAUUGUACUUCAUUUUCUACGGCAUGAUGGCUGUCGCCGUGACGCCCAAUCCUCACAUCGCCAACAUAAUAUCCUACUCGUUUUACGCCUUGUGGAACCUCUUUUCCGGCUUCCUAAUUCCUCGGCCGCGAACGCCGGUGUGGUGGAGAUGGUUCCAUUGGGUGAAUCCGGUUGCGUGGACAUUGUACGGAUUAGUUGCCUCGCAAUUUGGGGACAUAACUGAUGAGUUGGAAGACACGAAGGAACCGGUUCGACACUUCCUGAAUAGCUACUUCGGGUUCAGACAUGAUUUCGUCGGCGUUGUGGCUGCCGUUGUUGUCGGCCUCGGGCUUACCUUCGGUUCGAUGUUUGCAUUCUCGAUCAAGGCAUUCAAUUUCCAAAGGCGAUAAUAUAUAGUACUUGUUAUUAUGUUCGAUGUAGGUUGGGUGCUUCUCAUAUUUAGUGUAGUAAGUGACGAGUCGUGUAGCUCUUCCCAUUUA
This is a messenger RNA of Andrographis paniculata, 4445 nucleotides long. RefSeq names its product pleiotropic drug resistance protein 1-like. NCBI's taxonomy places the organism in Eukaryota, Viridiplantae, Streptophyta, Magnoliopsida, Lamiales, Acanthaceae. Bases 123 to 4355 code for a protein of 1410 amino acids. The transcript has 24 exons. The record is from RefSeq and is a predicted model, not a curated record. Gene Ontology annotation, molecular function: ABC-type transporter activity; ATP hydrolysis activity; ATP binding. Gene Ontology annotation, cellular component: membrane.